Messenger RNA from Penicillium olsonii, 840 nucleotides. The record is from the annotation of a GenBank genome assembly. NCBI's taxonomy places the organism in Eukaryota, Fungi, Ascomycota, Eurotiomycetes, Eurotiales, Aspergillaceae.
AUGCGUAUACUUUGUCUCCAUGGCUCUGGCAUGAGUCCCGACAUUAUGAAAGCUCAAAUGUCGACCUUGCGGGAACUGUGCGAUCCGAGUUGGGAGUUCCAUUUCCUUGCUGGAAGAAUCACUUGCCCACCGGCCCCAGGUGUGCAACAUCUUCCAGGUCCAUACCUCUGUUACUCAGCCGAUUUCGAUCCGGUCAGUGUACGAGCCGCUCAAGUGUUGGUUCAGAAAGAAUUCGAGACGCAAGGCCCUUUCGAUGGCGUUUUGGGGUUCAGCGCAGGCGCAGCGAUCCUGGCUGGGUAUUUGCUUAAUCAACGCACCAGAUAUCCCGGGAAGCCUCUUCCUGUUCAGUUCGCGGUCUUUUGCUCCGCAGUCCCUAUUGUUUCGACCGAUCCCGUCUACUACCAGGCCCUGUACGGCUCGCUCUCGUCUGAAGAGGAGCAAAUGAUCCGUUCCGGUCAGCUGGAUCAGAUUCUGAAGCUGCGAGAGCCGAUUCGAACAGCAGUCAAGGCAGUGGCCACGGUGACUGAUACACUCAAAUCAAUUCUGAAUAACCCGCCCACGCAUUUCUUGGACCGACAGCCAUUGGAGAUUCCAUGCCCCGUGCACCCUGAUGUGUACAAAGCACGUCUGAAUAUUCCGACCCUUCACAUUCGAGGAAAGAAAGAACCCCGUUCGUUGAAAGAGUGUGCACUGGUGCUGGAAUCAUUUUGUUCUCCUUCGUUGCGGCGAACCCUCGAGCACAGGACGCCUCAUAGCCUGCCAACUUCCCGGGCGGAGGUUGAAGAUAUGCUCGCCGCGAUGGAAGAAGUGGUUGGCUCGGAUCGCCGCGCCAGGUUAUGA